CCCUCCCCUGCCACCCAGAGCCGCAAUGGCAGAGCUGCCGGCGUCAGAGAUGCCGGGGGACCCCGCGCUGUGCAGCGGGCGCUUCACCAUCAGCACGCUGCUGGGGGGCGAGGAGCCCCCACCGCCCACUGCCUACGACAGCAGUCACCUGAGCCACGGCAGCACCUUCUACAUGCGCACCUUCGGCUACAACACUGUCGACGUUGUGCCUGCCUAUGAGCACUAUGCCAACAGCGCCCUGCCCGGGGAGCCCCGAAAGGUCCGGCCCACGCUGGCCGAUCUGCACUCCUUCCUCAAGGAAGGCAGCCACCUGCAUGCCCUGGCCUUUGACAGCCGGCCCAGCCAUGAAAUGACCGACGGGCUGGUGGAAGACGAGCCAGGCACCAACAGUGGGAAGAACCCUGGGGAGCCUGUGCGCUUUGGCUGGGUCAAGGGGGUGAUGAUCCGUUGCAUGCUCAAUAUCUGGGGUGUGAUCCUCUACCUACGGCUCCCCUGGAUUACAGGCCAGGCAGGCAUUGUCCUGACCUGGAUCAUCAUCCUGCUCUCCGUCACUGUGACCUCCAUCACCGGCCUCUCCAUCUCGGCCAUCUCCACCAACGGCAAGGUCAAGUCAGGUGGCACCUACUUCCUCAUCUCCCGGAGUCUCGGCCCAGAGCUAGGGGGCUCCAUCGGCCUCAUUUUUGCUUUUGCCAACGCCGUGGGUGUGGCCAUGCAUACCGUGGGCUUCGCAGAGACCGUGCGGGACCUGCUCCAGGAGUAUGGCACACCUAUCGUGGACCCCAUCAAUGACAUCCGCAUCAUCGGCGUGGUCACCGUCACCGUGCUGCUGGCCAUCUCCCUGGCUGGCAUGGAGUGGGAGGCCAAGGCCCAGGUGCUCUUCUUCCUCGUCAUCAUGGUCUCCUUUGCCAACUACUUGGUGGGGACGCUGAUUCCCCCAUCUGAGGACAAGGCCUCCAAAGGCUUCUUCAGCUACCGGGCGGACAUUUUUGUUCAGAACUUGGUGCCCGACUGGCGAGGCGUGGAAGGCAGCUUCUUCGGAAUGUUCUCCAUCUUCUUCCCCUCGGCCACAGGCAUCCUGGCAGGUGCCAACAUCUCCGGGGACCUCAAGGACCCUGCUGUAGCCAUCCCCAAGGGAACGCUCAUGGCCAUUUUCUGGACCACUGUCUCCUACCUGGCCAUCUCGGCCACAAUUGGCUCCUGCGUGGUUCGGGAUGCCUCCGGGGCCCUGAAUGACACGGUGACCCCCGGCUCGGGCGCCUGCGAGGGGCUGGCCUGCGGCUACGGCUGGAACUUCACCGAGUGCGUCCGCCAGGGCAGCUGCCGCUAUGGCCUCAUCAACUACUACCAGACCAUGAGCAUGGUGUCCGGCUUUGCGCCCCUGAUCACGGCUGGCAUUUUUGGGGCCACCCUCUCCUCCGCCCUGGCCUGCCUCGUCUCUGCUGCCAAAGUCUUCCAGUGCCUGUGUGAGGACCAACUGUACCCGCUGAUCGGCUUCUUCGGGAAGGGCUACGGCAAGAACAAGGAGCCGGUCCGCGGCUACCUGCUGGCCUACGCCAUCGCCGUGGCCUUCAUCAUCAUCGCUGAGCUCAACACCAUUGCCCCCAUCAUCUCCAACUUCUUUCUGUGCUCCUAUGCCCUCAUCAACUUCAGCUGUUUCCACGCCUCCAUCACCAACUCGCCUGGGUGGAGACCCUCGUUCCAGUACUACAGCAAGUGGGCGGCGCUGUUUGGGGCGGUCAUCUCUGUCGUCAUCAUGUUCCUUCUCACCUGGUGGGCGGCCCUCAUUGCCAUCGGCGUCGUCCUCUUCCUCCUGCUCUAUGUGAUCUACAAAAAGCCAGAGGUGAACUGGGGAUCCUCGGUACAGGCCGGCUCCUACAACCUGGCCCUGAGCUACUCGGUGGGCCUCAACGAGGUAGAGGACCACAUCAAGAAUUACCGCCCCCAGUGCCUAGUGCUUACAGGGCCCCCCAACUUCCGCCCGGCCCUGGUUGACUUUGUGGGCACCUUCACCCGGAACCUCAGCCUGAUGGUCUGUGGCCACGUGCUCAUCGGACCUCGCAAACAGAGGAUGCCUGAGCUCCGGCUCAUCACCAAUGGGCACACCAAGUGGUUGAACAAGAGGAAGAUCAAGGCCUUCUACUCGGAUGUCAUUGCUGAGGACCUCCGCAGUGGUGUUCAGAUUCUCAUGCAGGCCACAGGUCUCGGGAGAAUGAAGCCCAACAUUCUGGUGGUUGGGUUCAAGAAGAACUGGCAGUCUGCUCACCCAGCCACAGUGGAAGGCUACGUUGGCAUCCUGCAUGAUGCUUUUGAUUUCAACUAUGGUGUGUGUGUCAUGAGGAUGCGUGAGGGGCUCAACGUCUCAGAGGUGAUGCAGGCACACAGCAGCGGCCUGACGCACAGCAGCUGUUGCGGGAAUAUUGAUGCAACCAGUAUUCACAGACCAGCAACUGUGCUCCUGACGGACGCCGUGCUCGGUGCUGGGGGUACAGCAGGGAACGAAACCGAGUCAGCCCCGGGGAAGCUGGGUUCCACAGGACAGGCGGGGGACCCAUAA
Molecule: messenger RNA, 2554 nt
Organism: Leptonychotes weddellii (Weddell seal)
Lineage: Eukaryota; Metazoa; Chordata; Mammalia; Carnivora; Phocidae
Source: RefSeq, a predicted model, not a curated record